Messenger RNA from Argiope bruennichi, 3102 nucleotides. RefSeq lists its product as uncharacterized. Gene Ontology annotation, molecular function: protein dimerization activity. Lineage: Eukaryota; Metazoa; Arthropoda; Arachnida; Araneae; Araneidae. Bases 90 to 2258 code for a protein of 722 amino acids. The transcript is spliced from 8 exons. The record is from RefSeq and is a predicted model, not a curated record.
AUUUCUUUUAUUGGAAUAAAUUAUCUACUGUUAAACAACGUUUUGUUGCAGUACUCAUAUCAGUUUCAAUUUUUAAAGUUUCAAAGUUGAUGGCUAGAUCUAAAAACAAAAGCUUACCACAUCAUGUUAAGGAAAGACUACGCCAUCAAAACCUUCAAAAGAUUCUUGAAAAUGUCGCUAACUAUGUUCCAAAACCGACAACAACUAAAAAAGAAACAAAAGCAAAGAAAUUACGGAGAGUUGUUUUAUACCUGAAAUAUUUAAUUCACAAGAAAGAAGAACUUUUAAAAUCAAAACCAAAAGCCAUUAAAAAAACAACAAAGUGCCAAGAUAUUGCCAUGAAAACAAAUGUAAUUAUUCCUGAGUUAUCAUAUGUGCAUAAACCCAAGAGCAAGAGAGCACAUAUUGUGUUUUUGACAAAAUCAUUUGAUACAUUGGGAAACAAUCAUGGAGAUGCUGAAACUCGAACUCGGCAAAAAAGUUGUAAUACAGAAAAGGAACAGGAAAUACAUACUGCAAAAAAUACUGUCAAUGUUCUAAAUGAAAGUAAUCCAAAAAAUCAUUUAUCACCUGACAAUGGAUUGGAGUUGUUUCAUGAAAAACCUGAUAAAUUUGCUGCUGAUAGAAAUGAUAGGUAUAUUCCUAACAUAGAAAUGGAAAAGCCAUCUGAUUAUGAUGAUUUUUGGAAAGAAGGUUAUUCAACAAUAUCUGUGAUAAAUGCUAAAAGGAAUGUAGAAAAAGCUGGAAGCAGUGAUAUUAUUAAAAAUCAGGUUUUAAAUGAAGGCGAAAAUUGUUUUAUAGAUGGAAAAGAAAGCAUUAUUUAUGAAUUAGGUAGAAAUGAAACUAAUUUGGAACGAUAUAUCCAAGAAUUUUCUAGAGAUUUGGAAAAGAUUCAAGGAAGUGCUUCACCUCAUAAAAAAAUGUUUCUGUCAAACAACCUUGAAAGCAGUUGUGCAGAUAUUUACCACAAUAAAAAUGAAGCAAACUUCAAUUCCAGUUCCAAAAAUCUUUCUCCCAUUGAAAAAUAUUCAUCGAAUAACAGAGAAAAAUCAUGUUCAUUCAGUGAAUCUGAAACACUAAAAAAUUAUCAUUCAGGCUAUGAUGUACAAAUGGAUAAGAAUCAAUGUAUUAAACUACCAUUAUUUUCACAAAGUUCAAAUAAUUUUUCUUCUGGAAAAACAGGUACAUUUACAUAUUUGAAUAACUUUGAAAUGCCAUAUUCCUUCAAUAAUUCUGUAUCUCAAAAAAAUGGUCAACAGUACUGUGCUGAAAAAAUAGAUAAACAUCAACACUCAAAAUUUAAAAUGUUUGCACAAAGACCGUAUAAUUUCUCCCCAGACUUUUUUUCUUCUGAAGAAUCUGGUACUUUAACAUCCUUACUUAGCUUUGAAAGCCAGAAAAGCGAUCAGCCAAAUUAUUGUGGUAAAGAAAUGGAAACACAUCAGUUCUCCAAGCAUCCAUCAUUUUCACAGAGUUCAGAUAAUUUUUCUUCAGACAUUUUUUCUUCUGGGGAAUCAGGCACAUUAAUGUCUUCCAAUGAAUAUUUGUUAAGUGAAAAUGAGCACAUUGGUUUUAAAGACAUCCGGCACCCGUGUUCUAAUGAGAGUCCCUCUGAAUCACUUAGGCCAGAAUAUGUAAUAGAUGAAGCUAAAUAUGAUUAUUCUCCUACUUCACCUCAAAGAAGCUGUGAUACUAUUUCUAGUCCUGACAUAUUUUGUGAUAUGAAGCAAGAUAUUCCACGUGUCAUUUCCAAUUUUUCUGUUCACAAUGUUCUUUCAAAAGGCAGCAACAUAAGUUCUCCUUCAUUAGCUGCUAAUUCUGAAAGAUUUUUAGAGUAUAACAUUCAGGAACCAAAUUAUAGCAUACCACUCAUUCAUGAUGUUGCAUACAAUUAUGUAGAUAGUAGAUUUAUAAAUUACUUUGGUAUGAAUAAUAAUUCUCAAAGUCUACCUCUUAUUGGUCCUCCUCCAUUUGCUCAGAUAGGCAAUUGCCCAACUCUGAAUAAGAAAGUUAUUUCAAGAUAUUGUAAUACUGUGCCAAAUGAUGAAAACUAUAUAAUAGAUAAUUAUUCUUGCAGAAACACAAAUGAUUGUAAUUUUUCUAUGUAUGUAAAUGAAGAUGUGGAAAAUUAUUUAGAUGGACCAAUAAAACAAGAGAUUGGAGAGUCUUUUUUGCCACCUGAAGAACUUAGCUAUUCUUUAAAUAAUUUAACUAAUUCUGAUUAUUGUUGGUUACAGAAGGAUUUAAAUAUUCAUUAACUUCAGAUUUUUAAAAAAAUAUUUAAUGCUGGUGUAUAAAUUUUAUAUUUUGUGUGUUUUUUCUUUUAAAGAAUUACUCAACUUUUUGUACUAUUAACUUUUUAUAAUUUUUAUUGACAAGAACUUUCUGUUGUAAUAUAUUUUCCACUGUAUGAAAAUGUCAGUCAUCACCGAGAGAAGGAAAAAAAAAUGUACGCAGUUAUUUCCUUAUAAAUUUAAGAUUAACUUUUUAUAUAUGUCUUGUCUCUUUGAAAACUGCCUUAUAAAAAGAAUAUUGUUUAUUUUUUAAAUUAAUUAAUUUUUUUUACUCUACUAAAAAAGAACAUUUUGGACUAGCCAAAAGCUUCAUAUCUCAUUCUUAUGUGAAAAAUUUUACCGUCUUUAUAUAUGCAGAAUGCAGAAAAUAACUUCCAAGAUUUUUUAUUAUUCUUUUAUUGGAUUUUCGAAAUGUACUUUCUUAUCCAAUUGAAAAUGAUAACUAGUUAGAAAAUACAACUUUCUAGUCAUUGUAAAAUUAGGUAUUUAACAGUGAGCUUAAUGUAAUAUGUUAUGAUUGGCUAUACUAUUUAGUAAAAAAUUAUAUAAGUGAUUAUAAUAUUCAUUGAGUGCAAUAAUGCAAGAUACCUGUUCACUUGUGUAUAUUUGUUUACUUGCAAACUGUUAAGUUUUUGAUUUAGUAGCUGUUGAGUCUUGAUUAGUAUCUUAGAAUGUUUUUUUUUUUUUGAAAUAGUUAUGUUAUAAUUUAUAUAAUUUUUUUAUGGAUUUUUUGAGCAUAUUUUUUUCAACAACAUUCCUUAAAUAUGUGUAAAAAGGAGCUUUGUUAGUGAUUUGAUUCCUAGUCUUU